Molecule: messenger RNA, 4423 nt
Organism: Petromyzon marinus (sea lamprey)
Lineage: Eukaryota; Metazoa; Chordata; Hyperoartia; Petromyzontiformes; Petromyzontidae
Source: RefSeq, a predicted model, not a curated record
CUCGUGGAGCGGCGCUGUCGAGCCCCGACUCGCCGAGCUCUUCCGGGGCACGCGGAGCCAGGCAGCCCGGCCACGCUGCGUGCUUCCCCGCCGAAUCGCACCACCACCACCACCCCCCUCCCACCUCGACCAGCUGCUGCUGGUGCCAUGCUGGGUCCGCUGCUGACCUCGAGCCGGUGACAAAAAAUGUCCGCGCUGUUGCAGCCGCUAAAGUGCGAAAACAAAUCGUGGUCGGUCAACAGUGGCACGUGGUAUGGAUGUCCAAGCUCCCGCCACGGGAAUGUACAGUUUCCACAUGCGACUUGGAACCCUCAGUGGCAAUGGUCACGCGAUGUCCUCAUACGUGCGGUACCGUUACAGUCUGCAGUGGGUUUGCAAGCUCCCGUCGUGGGAACGUGGACUUUCCUCACCCACGGCCAGUGAGGCGCCCAAUGGAAAUGCGACAGUAUUAGACCUGGGCGCGACCACACGUUGAGCUGAGCGAGCUGACCGCCGGCGUGCGGGGGCCCGUCGCGUGGCGGGGGACACCAUGCCCACGGCCAUCCUCCUCGACUGCUCGCUCUCCAUGGCCUGCCCGGUGCCCGGGGUGGCCGAGGGGGCCGAGGAGCCGACACGGAGGCAGCUGGCCACCGCCGCCCUGUCGGCCCUCUUCCAGCACGUGCAGGCCCUCUACCGCCUCGAGUUCACGGCCCUGCUGGCCUUCUCGUCCCGCUGGCAGCUGGUGGUGCCCUUCACGCGCGACUACAACGCCCUGCAGGAGGGCCUGGCAAGCCUGGAGGAGUGUGACAAGACGUGCCUAGAGGGGGCCUUGGCAGGACUGAGCCGCGUCGUGUUGGAGGAGUGGGGAGUUGGGACCCCCUGCCAGGUGAUCGUGGUGACGGACGGGUGCCUGGGCGUGGGCCGCGGGACCCUGCGGCACUCUCUCGCCACGCUGGGCGCCCGCACGGACGACGAGGGCCGCUUUCCCCUGCCCUUCCCCUUCCCCGCGCGCCUCUACGUCAUGUGCCUGGCCACCGUCGAUGAGUUACAGAGCAUAGGAGCCUUGGAGAGCCUGGAGAAGCUCAUAGAGCUGAACAACGGGAGCGGGCAGAUUGUAGCGGUGGAGGGGCAGCUGCUGCUCAAGAACGUCCAUAACAUGAUCAGCAAGUUCACGCAGCAGGUGUACACACCUUUCCCGGCCACGCUGCGCUGCGGGCACCUGGCGUCCGACGUGACCCUCUUCCCGCGGCCUGAGCCCGUCACCCCAGAGCACGAGUUCGAUCCUCGCCCCAAGUGCAUCUCCUCUGCCUUGGAGAUUGUGGGGUUCCUGGAGCUGGCCGACGUGUCCAGUCCCCCCGUGCUCUCCCGUCACCUGGUGCUGCCCAUCGCUCCGGCCAGAGACAGCGAGGACGGUGUUGGCGGCCCUCCGGAGGGGCCCGAGGAGGAGAGCUCCACGGCAGCUAGCGCGGGGAAGCUGCCCUCGUUCUGCGUGCUUCUGCACGGCAGCCUCAAGGUGGAGGGCAUGGUGGCUCUCGCUCAGCUCGGGACGGAGUGGUACGGGAUGCUGUACUCGCAAGCGGACAGCAAGAAGAAGUCCAACCUCAUGAUGUCGGUGUUCGAGCCGGGCUGUGACCCCUUGCCCUGGCUCCAAGCCAUCCCGCUGCUGGGCCCCGUCACAGAUUACAAGGAGAACCCGUACGGUGCGGACGACUCGAGAAGCCCCUUCCCUCUGCCGCCGCGAUGCAAGCGGAGCUACGCGCAGAACCUGCCGGUGUGGACCAAGCCCAGCGGCCUGCAGGUUCCGGCUCCGCGUUCACGAGCGUGGCUCCCGGCGGCUCCCGGUGGCUCCCGGCGGCUCCCGGCUGACAUUCAGAAGAUCUUGAGAAAUGCAAGAAAGUUGCCUGAGAAGACGCAGACAUUUUACAAGGAGCUGAACCGGCUGCGGCGCGCGGCGCUGGCGUUCGGCUUCUGGGAGCUGCUGCGCGGCGUGGCCGACGUGCUGGAGCGCGAGUGCACGCUGCUGCCCAGCUCGGCGCACCCCGACGCCGCGUUCCAGCUGGCGCACGCCGCGCAGCAGAUGCGGCUGGCGGCGCGCCCCGACCUGCAGCCUGCCGCAGCGUACGACUGCUGCGUGGCGCCGUUGCCCACCAACUUCUCCUGCGCCGGGGUCGAGUGACCGCACACUCCGGGCGGGAGGGGCGGCCGGGCGGGCGGGCGGACAUUGUAGCUGGUGGCUGUCGAGGGAACUCGUCCGGCUGCGGUGAUUUUUCCACGCGACCGGUGCGGCUGUCUCCGAUGCGUGUUCGGGCUGCGCCCGCGCGCUCCCGUUGCGGCACGAUGCCCGACGUUUUUCGCCACGUGCUGUGGGAGCUUCUACGGGAUCAAUUAGUUCAAUCCCUGAAGUGCGCAGCGCUUGGAAUAAAAUAUCAGGCAUGGUGCCGAACUGGCGCGCGCAGUACAACCCAAAAACGCGCAUCGGAGAGUUAGACGGCACGACUCUGAAAAACCGACACAGUAAACGAAGCUUCGCUUUGGUAACAGCAAAGUGCCCUCUCCUCCUCGAGAAGGGACGUAGCAGGGAGCUUCAACACUCACAGCUUGCACCCAAACGGCUGCACUUGUUGCAAAUAUGAAAACCCAGAUCGGAUGCAUAUGUGCACCCUGUGCAACCCACAACACUCGUGUUGCUUAUUUCAGUUACGCACGUGUGUCGGCAGGAAGACGAGUACCAAUACAAAGUACGUGAUCCGUGCGUUCUGACACAUUCGAAACGUGAACGUAUCCUGAUUAGCCGUGUAAUGCAAGUGGGGAUAACUGAUUACAGUUUUGUUUGUUUGAUGUAUAUGCUGUGUUCGUGCUUUCUGAGUGUUCCUAUGGAAUGCACCAGGGGUGAUGUGGCACUUCAAUAAAAAUGUGGUAAGUCACGCAGUGUAACUGCAUGGAAAGUUGUCUAUAAAUGAAGGACGGAAAGAGAAAUGCCAGGUUUUGACUACUUGCGCAAAGCAAUUCCAUGGGCUUUUCCAGUUAGGGCUGAGGAAUGGAAAAAUUAUCCCUUCCCUUUCAAGUUUCCCUUUGAGCUCUGACCAGAGAGGCUUAAACGAUGCCUUUAAGUUGUCAAUUUGACUUCAGGGUAAUAUUCUUGCCUGAUAAAAGUGAUGGGCAUGGUACCAUACAAAAGUCUAUUAGGGCCAUUUGCAAAGACUCCAAGUGGCCGUAAGGCAAAAAGAUAUAUACGUUUGAAGAACAUUGUCUUAAAAAUAUACAUGUGCAAUUCUUCUCAUUGUGUUUAUGUAACGUGCCAAUUCGGUGUCGUUUUGUGCUAAGAGCUGUUGUAAAUUCACUGACGGACUGUGACAAAAAAUAUGGUUUAAAAGUGCAGUUGGCAAGGUUACCUCUGAUUAUUGAUUGCUAAAGGUUAUACAAGUAACGUAAUCUCACGUUUGUCGUUUUCAAGCUGACGUUGUUAUACUUUUUACGGUUAUAUUUUCUCCAGUCACACAUUUAGUUUACCUCAGAAAUCGCAGGAAUGUGUGCAUAUUUAGCAUCUUGACCUUUUGCUGCUUGCUGCUGUCACGACAAAUACAUACGCCACAGUUGUACACCAUCAUUCCCCCUUUGUUUUUAAAAUUUUCAUUUUUUUAUUUUCAGCCAGGGCCGUCUGAGCUUCAAAAAACAUUCCACCCCCCCCCCUGCCAACUCCUGACGAAGGGGGCGGGAGGCAGGGGUGAGGUCCAGGAAUCGAGAGCUUGGGAAUCCUGGAAAAUAUUCCCUGAGGAAAUAAUCCCCUUUUGAGUAACCUUGUAAACUGACACUUUAACUGCCCUCAAAUAUAUAUUUUUUAACAGCAACGCUUAAACGGGGGUUGCUUUGUAUCGGCGCGCUGUUCAUACGCUGCUGGUACCGUAGUUUGCAAACAUUACUCCAGCAGCACCGCUCAAGACGGACGCCGCUGCCCACCGAUCCCUUUUCUCAAUUAUGAGCAUCCUUCAUGCUGCAUUCGUUAGCACGCAUCAGUGCUCAAUUAUUCACGACACGCUGUUAAAUCAUCCGGCUCACGGUGACAUUUAGUGCAAUUGGCAGUGACAGUUACCGCGGGUGUUGUGUUUUGCCAUCAACUUAUAGUGGCAUAGCCACCCUGCUGCCAAGCCUGAUACCAUUGUUGUGAUGUAUAAACGGUUGUGUUUUAAGUAUAUAAUCGUGUCGUGCUUGUGACUGCCGCGCGCCGAUGUCGAUUGCCCCUAUUUAUACAACACGGUUCCUGCUGGAGGAGCACUCCAAGCCUCUCGUGUUGCCUUCUUGCAAGUGCGGUUUAAACACAGCCCGAGCAAUACCACCAGCCCGGCACUGAUCAUCACAGCUGCCACGGUGACCUGAAGCCAAGCAUGGAAAUGCCGCCUCUUGACCACUGAGCACAUACUCUUUGGUUCUAUUCGGUAAAGUCACG